This is a messenger RNA of Mastomys coucha (southern multimammate mouse), 1336 nucleotides long. RefSeq names its product CD79b molecule (gene Cd79b). Gene Ontology annotation, biological process: B cell receptor signaling pathway; B cell differentiation. Bases 1 to 870 code for a protein of 289 amino acids. The transcript is spliced from 6 exons. Gene Ontology annotation, cellular component: external side of plasma membrane; membrane; B cell receptor complex. The record is from RefSeq and is a predicted model, not a curated record. Gene Ontology annotation, molecular function: transmembrane signaling receptor activity. Lineage: Eukaryota; Metazoa; Chordata; Mammalia; Rodentia; Muridae.
AUGAAGCUGCCCUCCCCUAGGGUCCCUGGAGGGAUGGUGCCUCCCCUGGGUCUCAAUUUGCAUGGCAGGAAGGGGCCUAAUGGGGAAGAGGCGGAGAGGAGACAAGCUGCAGCCCAGGCUGACAUACAGUUACAUGUUUCGCCCAAAAACCUCCUUGGGCUCAGAGACAGAGCAGUGACCAUGGCCACACUGGUGCUGUCUUCCAUGCCCUGCCACUGGCUGUUGUUGUUCCUGCUACUGCUCUUCUCAGGUGAGCUGGUACCAGCAAUGACAAAGAGUGACCUGUCAGUGAAUUCCCGAGGAAGCUCUUGUUCCCAGAUCUGGCAGCACCCGAGGUUUGCAGCCAAAAAGCGGAGCUCCGUGGUGAUGUUUCACUGCUACACAAAUCACUCGGGUGCAUUGACCUGGUACCGAAAGCAAGGGAACCAGCAGCCCCAGGAAUUGGUCCCAGAAGAGGGACACAUUCUGAAGACCCAGAAUGGCUCUGUCUACACCCUCACUAUCCAAAACAUCCAGUACGAGGAUAAUGGUAUCUACUUCUGCAAACAGAAAUGUGGCAGCGCCAACCGUAAUGUUACCGACAGUUGUGGCACAGAACUUCUAGUCUUAGGAUACAGCACGUUGGAGCAAAUGAAGCGGCGGAACACACUGAAAGAUGGCAUUAUCAUGAUCCAGACCCUCCUCAUCAUCCUCUUCAUCAUUGUGCCCAUCUUCCUGCUACUAGACAAGGAUGACAGCAAGGCUGGGAUGGAGGAAGAUCACACCUACGAGGGCUUGAACAUUGACCAGACAGCCACCUAUGAAGACAUAGUGACUCUUCGGACAGGGGAGGUAAAGUGGUCGGUGGGAGAGCACCCAGGCCAGGAGUGAGGGCCACCUUCAUCCUGCUCAACUCUUGGGCCUCACUGCUUCCAAACUGCCUGGCUCACAGCCCAUUCCCUGCUUCCUGGAUACCCUGGCCAGCAUCUGAAGCUGGACCAUCAAUGCCAUCUCUCACUUUAGCCCCUGGUCCCCAGCUCUUGCUGAAGGCCUGGGGUGGAAGGACAAUAAGGUGGUGACAUGGAGUAAGGAGUUCUCUGGGGAUAGACAUGACCCAAGGCUUCUGGAAGUGCCAUGCAGGAUCUGUCCCCAUGUUUGGGACAGGAAAGCAGAGACUUAUUGGAAUCUGCAAAUGGACUCAGAGCACACUGGUUUCCUGAGGAGCCCAGGAAGGACCAUGGUUCACAUUGGCACUGGAAGGGGUUGCCAGAAUGCCAUUUCUCUCUCCCAUCCCAGGGAUUACUAAAAGCAUACAGCCCAUCCUCCUAUGGAAUAAAUAAUGUGUCUGACAUCAGAA